CGCCACUCGGCCGGGCCACAGCUGCUUGGGUGUUGACCGGGAGCGGACCAAUUAAGGACUCGGACGACCGCGGGGUUCAAAUGCAAAUAUGUAAAACACGCAACAAACGAAGUAGCCCACCUAGUAGAACUGCGUUGAUGCCCAGUUUGUCUGUCCAAAACCCACCGGAAAGGUGGGAACACAACAAUCACAGAGAGAAAAUUUUUUAUCAUCGAGGCAGGAUAGUGACCGAUGGUGGGGUCAUGGUCGGGUCUCCGAGCGAAAGAGAACCAAGGAAACAAGAUCAACGAGGUUGGUGUACCCAAAAGGCCGCAGCAACAAGAGUCAUCGCCCAAAAGUCGACAGUCUGGAAGAGACUCCGCCGUGCAGAUUCUGCGUCGGUCCCGCACAUGCGUGGUGGGGCAUUACCCCUCCAUGUCCAAUGAUAAGGGCGGCGGUCGAGGGCUUAAGCCCGCCCACUAAUUCGCCUUCUCGCUUGCCCCUCCAUAUAAGGAUUCCCCCUCCUUCCCCUCCCACAACUUUUUUCCUCUUUCUCUCUUCGUCCGCAUCAUACCUCUACGCGAUCAGCCGUAGGAUCUGAGCAAGCUUUUUCACAGAAUCUUUCUAGUAUCUUA
This is a messenger RNA of Aspergillus caelatus, 614 nucleotides long. RefSeq lists its product as uncharacterized. The transcript is spliced from 2 exons. The record is from RefSeq and is a predicted model, not a curated record. Lineage: Eukaryota; Fungi; Ascomycota; Eurotiomycetes; Eurotiales; Aspergillaceae. The coding region runs from base 81 to 425 and encodes 114 amino acids.